Messenger RNA from Spizellomyces punctatus DAOM BR117, 516 nucleotides. RefSeq lists its product as uncharacterized. The transcript has 2 exons. Gene Ontology annotation, cellular component: mitochondrial outer membrane. The coding region runs from base 1 to 516 and encodes 171 amino acids. NCBI's taxonomy places the organism in Eukaryota, Fungi, Chytridiomycota, Chytridiomycetes, Spizellomycetales, Spizellomycetaceae. The record is from RefSeq and is a predicted model, not a curated record.
AUGACCAGCGUCCUAUCUCUCAUCAACCGCCCGCUGAUUGUGUCCGUCGGCAUUCCCGUGGUGCUUGGGAUGUCAUCCGGUCUCAUCACACAAAAGUCAGUUCGCGACUGGUAUCCAACCAUCAAAAAGCCGAGCUGGACUCCACCCAACUGGGUCUUUGGACCAGUUUGGACUACCCUUUAUGCAUCAAUGGGCUACGCCUCGUAUUUGAUUUAUAAAGCCGGCGUAGAGCGGCCUUUCCUUGAUACCACUGGGCCCCUUCAGCUAUACGCUACCCAGCUUGCCCUCAACGUCUUGUGGACACCCCUGUUCUUUGGCGUGCAUCAGCUUGGAGCAGCCAGUUUGGACAUUGUAGCCUUGUUUGGCACUAUUGUUGCGACUACUCGGGAGUUUGGAAAGAUUGACCGUCUAGCUGGAUGGCUAAUGGUCCCGUAUGCGGCAUGGGUAGCAUACGCUGGGUCUAUUACCCUGUAUGUAUGGUGGAAUAACAAAGAUACAAAGGGGAAGAAGAACUGA